Messenger RNA from Sorghum bicolor (sorghum), 3361 nucleotides. Its product is annotated as filament-like plant protein 7. The record is from RefSeq and is a predicted model, not a curated record. The transcript has 6 exons. The coding region runs from base 282 to 3005 and encodes 907 amino acids. NCBI's taxonomy places the organism in Eukaryota, Viridiplantae, Streptophyta, Magnoliopsida, Poales, Poaceae.
UCUAUAUACCCGCCUCGUCACUUUUUCUCCCUUGUCCUCAUCUUCCAUUCCCCUCCAUAGGAUGCUGUCACAGGAACACAGUGACUCAGCGGCAGCUCAGUGUUGGUGAGCUGCGGCAGAGCCACUCCACUCCUCGCUGUCACUGAAGGUCAGUUCAGCACUCGAGCUCGGUACCAUCACCACUGCCUUCUUCGAAUCCUUCUUCCUUCUAUGUUACUCUUGUCCUUUGGAUCUUUGUCGCUGUGCGGAGUGCGAUACUUGUAGAUAUAAAGCGUCUCUUGAUGGAUCAUAAGGCAUGGCUCUGGAGAAAGAAAUCAACAGAAAGGGAGUUGGAGAAGGAGAAGGUUUUAUUAUUAGAGAAAUCCUUGCAAGACUUAAAUGAACAACUUUCAUUUGCUCAUUCUAAGUGCGUUGAGAAGGAUGGCAUUUUAGCUAAACAGUCAAAAGUAGCUGAAGAAGCCAUAUUAGGUUGGGAGAAAGCUGAGGCUGAGGCACUAGCUAUCAAGUCACAACUUGAUGAUACACUAGAUGAAAAAAUGGCAAUGGAACAGAGGAUUUGUCAGCUUGAUGAGGCUCUAAAUGUUGCAAUGGUUGAGAGGGACUCACUAAUAAAGGAGACAGCUCAAAUGAUUUCUUGUGAACAAGACAAAGUUCAGAAUCUGGAAGAAAAUUUAGUGGAGAAAAUAAACAUAAUUGCUAGCUUAGAUGCCGAGAAUGACAAACUUUCUGAAAUUCUGUCAGUGAAAGAGAACAUCAUCUCAGAGCUGGUUGAGUCCAAGGGAGUAAUAGAGUCAAAGUUCAAGGACCUUGCAGUAAAGCUAGAGUCAGCCGAAAGAUCUAACUCUUCACUUAGGUAUGAGGUUUGCAUGCUGCAGAAGCAACUUGAGAUUCGAAGCGAAGAACGGAAAUUUAGUCUCAAAUCUGCUGACGCUGCACACAAGCAGCACCUUGAGAAUGUAAAGAAGAUAACCAAGCUCGAAUCAGAAUGCCAGAGGUUGCGUUCAAUGGUACGUAAAAGGUUACCAGGUCCUGCUGCCAUUGCCAAAAUGAGAAGUGAAGUUGAAACAGUGGGUAGCGAUACAGGGAUCACAAGGACGAGAAAGUUGAAUUCAGUGACACCACAGAACUCGUGUGUUUUAGUACAGAACUCUCAUGAUACAUCACAUGGUAAUUCUCCGUUACUUGCAAGGCUACAUGCAAUUGAAGACGAAAAUAAGGCCAUAAAAGAAUCUCUUUCUAGAAAGGAUGGUGAGCUUCAGUUUUCUCGGACUAUGCUUGCUCGCACAACUUCCAAACUUUCCCAAGUUGAAGCCCAGCUUGAAGAUUUGUCAAAAGGUCGUACUACUGUAGAAUUGGUAAAAGGUAGCCCUACAGUGGCUGAAAACCCUCUUUCAUCUAUCUCUGAGGAUGGCCGCAAUGAAGAUAAUAUCAGCUGUUCAGGCUCAUGGGCAUCAGCCUUGUUGUCUGAACUGGAACACUUCAAGAAGGGAAAACUCACAGCACAUUCCAGUAAGAGCACAAGAGUAUCAGACAUGAGUUUCAUGGAUGACUUUGCAGAGAUAGAAAAGUUAGCAUCUUUGUGUAAUGAUGAUAAACAUGUGGAACCAUAUGAUCCAAUGAGAGAAGCCACAGAGUCAUCUGGAAAAGAGGUAGUUGCAGUUGAUAUCUCCACUGGAACAACUAACCAAGUUCGCCAACCUAAGAUUGAGAAGGCUGUCCUGAAGUUAAUUGAACUUAUUGAGGGAGUUAUCCAAAGGUCAUCAAAAGAUUCUAGUAGCACAGUUGUGCUAUCUGGUGGUGAUGAGGAAAACGGCCAAGGAACACUAUCAGGAUAUGUUGCUCGUGCAUUCUUGUGGAAUACAUCUGAACUUACUUCUGUACUGCAAAAUUUUGUUUUUGCAUGCAACGAGCUUCUGUAUGGGAGCACUGAUGUCGAAAACUUUGUUCAUGACCUCCAACUCACAUUAGAUUGGAUAAUCAACCACUGCUUCUCACUUCGAGAUGUAUCAGACAUGAAGGAAGCCAUCAUGAAGCAUUUGGAAUUAAACAACAGUGAUGGACUUGAAAUUGUUGCGGUAGCCAGGCACACUGGAAUCCAUACAGCAGAUGAGACUAGAACACCAGAGAAUGUUCAGAUGUCCUUAUUAUCUGACUCAAGCUGUAUAGAUGUUAAACCUGAUGUUAAUAAACAGAAGAUAGGCAAUGAAGUAGCAGUCUCUAAAUUUCAGGGGACAGAAGAAAAGGCUUCACAUUUGCGGGCAGAACUUAAUGAGCUGAAGGAAUCUACAAAAAUAACUGCACAUGCCGAUGGUAAAUCAACAAUGACUGAAUGUAGUACACAUGAAUCCAUCUUCAUAUCUGGACAAAAUAAGGGCAAGCAAGAGGGGAUUAGUUGUCUUGAACCCAAGCAUCAGCUUGACCGUUGCUCUGCUAAAGAAGGCUCAAAAAAUGUCGCCAAGAAUGAAGAUAAACAUCUUCAGAUGGAGUUUGAGAUCUCAACAGCAUCAGAGAAGCUGAUUGAGUGCCGGGAAACAAUCAUAAACCUGGGGAAACAACUGAAAGCCCUUGCAUCGCCAAAGGACGCCAUCCUUUUCGACCAGGUGCUUCAUACCGCAGCUCGGGAGCGGAAGCCCCGAUCGCAAUCACUAAGCGAGAUGCUAUCCAUGGAGGACGGAGGAUUCUAUUACUCAGGCUCGCCAAAAACCAAGGAGAUCAUCUGUACUGAACCAAGCUCGUCAGGCGAAAGAAACCGUCCUGCUGCCGACGAAGGAGACGACGCCUCCGCCGCGGAAUGCAGCUCUUCGCACCCAAUGCCAGGGCUGGCUCCACACGUAAAGCAGGCUUGCAGGGUGAACGGGACCUGCAUGGGCGAAGCUGACGUGAAGUUAGUGACGCUUGCCGUCGUCCCGAGAAAGCAGAAGGGGAACGGCAGCCUGCUGAAGAGGAUCCUGACGGGCAGGAGGAAGGAGGCCAUGGCCAAGCCACAGGUGGUGCUGAGUUCUUAGCUGACAGACAGAAUGGAGGUUUUGGACAUGGCAAGUCUUUGUUUGGUGUGUAGAUGGAGUGUGUGCGUUUGUGUGUGGAGCCGUGUUCAUGUGAGGUUAGUAAUAAAGAUGCAGUGUGCUGCGUAGAUGCUGUAUGUAUUAGUGUGGUUUGUGUGUGAGGUAGUGGUGCUCUGUCAUGAACUCAUGACCCUGUUUUCUUUGACUACCUCAUUGUGUGUUCUGGGGAGGUCCCUGUACCUGUUUGAUAGUGGCUAGUUGCCUAGUUUGUUGGCAAUGUGUUAGUGUGCUCCCUCUGAUGAAAGAACCUUGUUCUGAAUGACCGCAGAUUAUUUUAAUAGAGAAAGAGGGUUUAUGUA